Messenger RNA from Nicotiana attenuata, 1077 nucleotides. Its product is annotated as adrenodoxin-like protein 2, mitochondrial. Lineage: Eukaryota; Viridiplantae; Streptophyta; Magnoliopsida; Solanales; Solanaceae. The transcript is spliced from 8 exons. The record is from RefSeq and is a predicted model, not a curated record. Gene Ontology annotation, cellular component: mitochondrion. The coding region runs from base 68 to 715 and encodes 215 amino acids. Gene Ontology annotation, molecular function: 2 iron, 2 sulfur cluster binding. Gene Ontology annotation, biological process: P450-containing electron transport chain.
UCUGAAAACUUGAAUCCAGACCCGACCCAUUUUCCAUUUCCCUCCGGCAACUGUGAACCUCCAGAAAAUGGUCGGCUUCCAUGUUCUCCGAACCGCCCGUCGCCUCGGUCGAUGCUCUCUCUCCUCCCUUCUUCUUCGUGGUUCACCUUCUGCGUUUGGAUCAUUCUUGAAAGUGGGAUGCAGGAGAUACAACACGUCAACGAGGAACCGAGCUGGGGUUAUGUUCCCAUCGAAUUCCUUAAAUGCAAUGUCAGCUUGUACGUCAGAGGCAUCACAUGAUCCUUUGUCGAGAUAUCAUUUUUUGCGGGUCCUGAGGCAUGAACAAUAUUGUACUGCUGCUGGGAAUGAGGAAAAGCAAACAAUCUCAGUGACCUUCGUUGACAAGGAUGGCGAAGAGAAGCAUAUCAAAGUCCCUGUUGGAAUGUCUAUGCUAGAAGCUGCACAUGAGAAUGACAUCGAGCUUGAAGGAGCAUGUGAAGGGUCACUUGCCUGUUCCACAUGUCAUGUGAUUGUUAUGGAUGUGGACUACUACAACAAGCUAGAAGAUCCAACAGACGAAGAGAAUGACAUGUUGGAUCUUGCUUUUGGCCUCACUGAGACGUCUCGUCUAGGUUGUCAAGUAAUUGCAAAACCUGAACUUGAUGGACUUCGGUUAGCUCUUCCUGCAGCCACGAGAAACUUUGCUGUUGAUGGCUAUAAGCCGAAACCACAUUAGAGAAUCUCUAACAUCGAUAAAAGAUUACUGGUAGGUAUCUGCCAAAAAUCAAAGCCAGUUUUGUAGGCCUUUUACGAGUGUAUAAUAAUACCUUAAGGGUGAGUAUGGCAUCACAUAUUAUGCUGGAAAUUGUGACUUUAGGGUGAGUAUGGCAUCACAUAUUAUGCUGGAAAUUGUGACCAAAGUCAGCUGUUGUUUAGGCAUUUAGUCAAAAGAAUUGAUUGAUUAUUUAUUAAUAAUAUAUCAAGGCUCUGCUCCUUUUUUUUGUUGGGUGUAUCUUUUCACUAGGUUUGCAUUUUUGACGUUGGUUAAACAGUUGUGCCAAAUCAACAUUAGGAAGUUUUUUGUUGUCAUUUCAAGUA